UUCUCCAAUUUGUCCACAUCUUUGCUAAAGUGUGUUGCCCAGAACUGGACACAAUAUUCCAUCUGAGGCCUCUCAAAUGCUGAGUAGAGUGAAAUAAUUACUUCUUACAUAUGACACCCUUUGAUAUACCCCAGAAUGAUGAUAGCCUUUCUUGCAACUGCAUCACAUUGUGCUGCAAUGAAAGAACAAUGUGCAACUUUUUAAAAGUGCAUAUACAGCAUGGAAAAUAAGAACACAUAACAAACAUAUAUAACAGUUGCACAGAUUUGGAUUGUUUUCCCCUACUCUGUCCUUAAUUUGUUGAUUGUCUUAGCUGCCACCCAGUUCCCCCACAAACAAAUGGAACUGACAGUACUGGUGCCUAUUCAUCUCCCUGUGAGGGCCUGACAAUAUCCUGAAUAAACGUUAUUGAAUUAAGUUAAACCUUAUUGAAUUAUAUUUAAUACCUUUGGGGUCCAUUUUAUUAAAAUGUAAUUGUGUAUGUGUUGUUGUAUGUACCUUCUCUAGUAAGAGGGGGGUGCUAUGUAAUUCCUCCAGUAUCAACGCUUUGAAGUUACUUCCCACCCCCAGAGAGGUGUGCAUAUAUUAGUUCAAACUGGAUUCUCCAGGGACCAAUAGAUAAAGAAAGGAUAUUUGGAUAAAUAGCAUGGUAUUAAACUGGUUCAGGGCCACCUUCCUGAUCCAGCAAAUGGACAAGACCUCUGGUCCACGGAUGGCCCUAAUCCUUAGAUAAGGGUUGGAAGGAUUUGCCCUACAGAGGCCGAUAAGACUGGGUGCUUGUUCUAAGCUGUGGCUAUGAUGAACUUGUGACCACAAAAAAAAACCCUCUUGAGAGGGGUUUGGAAGGACUGUUCCAGCCAGAGCCCAUGUUAGGAUUGGAGUGAUCUCUGGUAGGCUUAUUAGCAUGUAGGUCUUUUGUUGUUUUUAAUAUGUUGUCUCUGGAGAGCUUUUACCUUAAUAAAAUAGGCUUGUAUAGAAAGAACUGUGUGGUAUUUAUAACUGUUGACAAUCCCUCUGUUAUCAGUUUCUGAAGAGAAAGCAAGCGAGUGUGCUUGCAUAGCCUGUCUCUCUGCUGGAAAUGACACGAUGAAGUCAGGGAAUUGUGCAGACUGGAAAUAUCCUGGCCAGAAGGGAGUGAGUGCCAAGAAAGGUAACAGUUGAGGAGUUGGAAGCUUAGAGGGGGUGCCCUUGCUGGCCCACCGAGGGGAAACACAGGUGCAGUUGCCCUGAACUGUGAUACAUCUGGACUACUUUACUUGCAUGUUGUAUCCUGCUCUGCAUCUUUUUGUUGGUUUCUUGUUUAUUAUAGAUUGUAUGCCGUUUAGGGUAUGGACUAUGUCUUAUGAUGUACAGUGCCUCGCACAUUCGAGUCCCAAUCUUAAUUUUAGGGUCGCCAGUAACCCCCACAGAUCAGAUAAAUAAUAAUAAUUUUAUCUUCUUAUCUUUUACACCACGGAGCUUCAAUGAAGCUCAGUGAAGCUACUCGAUGAAUUAAAUGGAGUUCCUCCUGAUUUGUGUUGAUGUAAGUGAGUGAAGGAACAAGGGCGUUUCCCCUUAUUCUAGUUCCGGUUUCAAAAAGUUGGAAGUCUGGAUCAGAAAGAGCACAGCUGGGUGGAGGAUCCUCACACAGAAGAACUAGGGACCACUCAACUUCUAAGCCAGUAUUUAUUGAAGAAAAAGGGGCCUUUAUCAUGAGAGCAGAUAGCAAGAUAUGGUUCACUUUUAUACUAGCUGCUUUUGCAGGAGUUUUACACUGGUGUCAUAUUACAACUCUUUUUGAAAAUGACCGUCAUUUUUCUCACCUCUCGACGCUGGAAAGAGAGAUGGCUUUUCGCACUGAAAUGGGCCUUUAUUAUUCCUAUUUCAAGACGAUUAUUGAAGCACCAUCAUUUUGGAAUGGAAUGUGGAUGAUUAUGAACGAUAAACUAACUGAAUAUCCUCUGGUGAUUAAUACGUUAAAAAGGUUCAAUCUUUAUCCAGAGGUGGUCCUAGCCAGCUGGUACCGCAUAUACACAUGGGUAAUGGAUUCUAUUGGUGUUCAGACCAAGACAUGCUGGACUGUAAACAGAGGAGAAAGGCUUAGUCCUGUUGAAAGCUGUGAAGGAUUGGGAGACCCUGCUUCCUUUUAUGUUGCUGUGAUCUUUCUUUUAAAUGGACUAAUGAUGUCAUUGUUCUUCAUAUAUGGCACAUACCUAAGUGGGAGCCGUCUAGGAGGUCUAGUUACGGUAUUGUGCUACUUUUUCAAUCAUGGGGAGUGCACGCGUGUGAUGUGGACUCCACCCCUUCGUGAAAGUUUCUCAUACCCAUUCCUUGUGCUUCAGAUGUUGCUUUUGACCUACAUUCUCAGGACUCCGAAUAUUAAUAGAGGAAGCUUGAUUGCACUGUGUGUUUCUAAUGUCUUUUUCAUGCUUCCCUGGCAGUUUGCUCAGUUUGUCCUUCUGACACAAAUAGCGUCGUUAUUUGCUGUGUAUGUUGUGGGUUACAUUGACUCUCUCAAGUUACAGAAGAUACUUUGUGCACAUAUGGCAUCUCUUGCACUGUGUUUCAUUUUGAUGUUUGGCAACUCAAUGUUAUUGACCUCAUAUUAUGCUGCCUCUUUAGCAGUUAUCUGGGGUAUUCUUGAAUGGAGUCCAAAAUUGCUGAAAAUGAGUAGAAGAGAAAUCAGUUUAUGGGCCAUUGAAGGAUUUGCUUGGUUAUUUGGAACAGUCACCUUAAAAUAUUUGACUUCUCUAAUAUUUGGAGUAGCUGAUGAUGCACAUAUAAGUAACCUGCUAAAAUCAAAAUUUAUUGGCUACAAGGAUUUUGAUACGUUAAUGUACACCUGUGCUGCAGAGUUUGACUUCAUGGAAAAAGAGACUCCAAUAAGAUACACAAAGACGUUACUACUUCCGGUUGUUCUUGUGGUUUUUGGGAUAAUCAUCAUGAAGGCAAUUAAAUAUAUUGUGUGGUUUUUAUCUCAGAAAGACCUCUGUGAACGAGAGGAUCAUUUUAACCAUGGUGAGCUGGUAUACCAUGCAUUGCAGCUAUUGGCAUAUACUGUACUUGGUAUUUUAAUUAUGAGACUGAAACUGUUUCUGACACCUCACUUAUGCGUUAUGGCUUCCUUGGUUUGUUCAAAACAGUUGUUUGGAUGGCUCUUUGGCAAAAUUCAGCCCAAAACAUUGGUCUUUGCUAUUUUAGCAAUAAUGGCAAUAGAGGGAUCAGCAAACCUUCAGAAACAGUGGAACAUCAUGGGAGAAUUUAGCAAUUUGCCACAGGAAGAACUUUUAGAAUGGAUAAAAUCCAGUACCAGACAAGAUGCUGUUUUUGCAGGAGCGAUGCCUACCAUGGCAAGUGUCAAGUUGUCUGCCCUUCGACCUAUUGUCAAUCAUCCCCAUUAUGAAGAUGCAGGGCUGAGGGCCAGAACUAAAAUAGUGUAUUCCAUGUAUAGUCGAAAACCAGCAAAAGAAGUGAAAAGAGAAUUGUUAAGACUAGGAGUGAAUUAUUACAUCUUAGAAGAGUCAUGGUGCAUAAGAAGAACUAAGCCCGGUUGCAGUAUGCCUGAAAUUUGGGAUGUGGAAGAACCUGCCAAUGCUGGCAAAAUUCCUUUAUGUAACCUUAUGAGUAAGGAUCCCAGGCCAUAUUUCAACACAGUAUUCCAGAACAGUAUUUACAGAGUCUUGAAGGUUACAAGGGAAUAACACUUCAGUGCAAAGAACUGUCAAACUUUUUCAACUUUUUAACUGCUAACCAUAUAAAAAUUCUAAAUCAGAAACACCUUUUAUACUAAACUUAAAAUGAGGAAAUGUAUAUUUUUAAUUUUUUGUCAUUUUAAAGGAAUUCUGAUUAUAGAAGUACCUUAACCUGACAGUUUGGAUUUCUAUUUCAGGGUCAGUCUCUUGAGGUUUGCUAUGCAAAUGAUUAUAUGUUUGCACACUCUUUAAUAAAUACUGAUCCAAACAAAAGUUAAGUGGCUGUAGAAAGUAACAACAGUUCUCAAAACCAAUCCGAUUGUGAAACAAUGCUGUCAGUCUGCCUUAGCAAAGCAAGAUUAUUUAAACCAUUGGUGCUAGUAAUUAGGAACUAAUGGAUGGUGCUGUAGCAUCUAGCAGCAGACUUCUAAAUCACCAUCACAGUAUAAUGACCACUCCCCAUAUUCCUCUUUGGAUAACGUGAUACUGAUCACACAUUUCUAAAGAAGUCACACAAUUUCUUUAGCCAUAUCUGUGUGAAGAAUGGUUUUAAGAGAAACUGAAGAAGGGUUGCUGAUAGUUUUGGAUCACUUCAAAAACAUGUCAGGCCUUUAAGUUUGUCUUUUUAAAUGGAAAUAGUUUUUAAACAAUCUUGAAACUGCACAUUUUAGAUGAUGUGCACUUUGCAUGUGCUUGGAACCUUAACUUCAAUAUUGAUUUUAAAAAAUAAUUAAAUCAAUGAGAGGAAUAUUCGCAGCUGAGCGGUAGCUUAGCCUCUGAUUGCCCAAGGAUUUUAAAAACAUUCUAGUACAUUCAAAACAACCAGACAUGCACAUGUGAAGUUUAAGAAGGGAAAAAAUAUUUUAUUCAGGCAAAAUCUGUCAUUUAUCCUCUUUGUGUAGCUUUAGUAAGGUAAUAGAAUAAACUCUGCACUGCCUUAACAGUGCUAGAGCUACAUCUUAAUUCUGUAGGAAAUGCAUCUAGUUCAUAUCACAUUUUCUUUCCCUAUCUAUUAAAGCCCGUUUAAAGAUUCUGUUGUACAUUGGACAUCUUGCUUUAUUUAACUAUACAUUGGACAUCUUGCUUUAUUUAACUAAUCCUGGUUUUUAAAAAUAGUUUUUAAAAGUAUCCAAAUAAUACUGAAGAAAAACCUUGUAACAAAAUUAACCUGACUGUACUAUGAUUAUAGUCAAAAGUUUGUGUAAAUUUAAUCACUAAACCAAAUGUUAAAUAUACUCUCCUUGAAUUGUCUGACCAUGUAGAGUGCAAUUAUUCUUCCUGCUUUGAAGUUUUUUCUUAUUUCUAUCACCAUAAUGUGGCCAUUGUGGAUGGUACAGGACUUAAUUUCACAGAGGAAUUCAUUUCCCAGUGUACUAGAGCAAGGAUACCGUACAAGCUAUUAACAAACAAGAUGUUAUCAAUUCUAUAUGUUACAGCCACUUGAAAACAUCACAAGUAAUCUAGAUUUGUAACUUUUGAGACUAUAUAAAUGUUAAUUGUUCAAUCAGCAGCCUAAUGACAUGACAGUGGUCUAGGUGGCUGUACUGGAUAUUCAGCCUUGACUGCAUCUAGCAGUAAUAGAUGCUGUAGAAAUAAACCUCUUUUACAGCUGUGAGAGUAGUAAUAAAAUGUUGAACAUAUGUGAAAACUGUGGAAUAAAAGCUGAUCAGUAUUUUAUAUAUUUGAUUUUUUUUAAAAUUUGCUUUAUUGGGAGGAUGCAGAUAAAGGGUUGAAAAUACAUAUUAACUUUUUAACUUUUACAAAAAUACAUUUUGGUAAAGUUUCUAUAAGGAAACUGGUUCACUAAAAAGGGCUUAGGAGAAGAGAAUUUUUUUAAAAUAUGUUGAUGGGUUUCAAGAAAGCAGUAAAAAGGAUAUCUUUCUAUAUAAACAUUGUGACUAAAUAGUGUUACAACACAAAAAAGUACUGUAUUUUUAUGGGGUUUAUGCCAAUUGUUCACAUGUACUUAUAUGUAGUUAAAUAAAAAAAUUCAUGCAAUGUG
Molecule: messenger RNA, 5673 nt
Organism: Trachemys scripta elegans
Lineage: Eukaryota; Metazoa; Chordata; Testudines; Emydidae
Gene: DPY19L1
Product: dpy-19 like C-mannosyltransferase 1
Exons: 24
Coding region: 1692-3680 (662 amino acids)
Cellular component (GO): nuclear inner membrane
Molecular function (GO): mannosyltransferase activity
Source: RefSeq, a predicted model, not a curated record